Molecule: messenger RNA, 8977 nt
Organism: Betta splendens (Siamese fighting fish)
Lineage: Eukaryota; Metazoa; Chordata; Actinopteri; Anabantiformes; Osphronemidae
Product: actin remodeling regulator NHS-like
Exons: 29
Coding region: 411-7049 (2212 amino acids)
Biological process (GO): cell differentiation; lens development in camera-type eye
Molecular function (GO): calcium ion binding; protein binding
Source: RefSeq, a predicted model, not a curated record
GAUUUAAUGAAGCCGCUGGUUUAAACACACAAGGACAAAACCUCUUAACAGAGUCAUAGGAGUCACCGCCACAAUCAUUCUUUAAAGCAAUCUUGUCCUUGUGGUGUGUGCUAAGUAAAGCAGCCUCUUGUUUCCCACACAAUAGGCCCUCCUUCUGUCACCUGGCGCCCCCAGCAGGCGCAGGGCGGUACUGCUACAACCGGCCACAAUAGGCAGUGGGAGUGGAUGAUCCUGAGCCGAGCAGCCGCUCUGCACUCAACCAGCUCUUGUCGGAGGUGACACCGGCCUCCUCCUCCUGCCAAGCCCCUGACUUCCGACUUGAAAGCGGAGCCGGUGUCCGGAGCAGGAUGUAUCGAUCCGUUUGGAUGUAGCGCUUCUCCGGCGGAUCCCUCCGUGCGCCAGCCCCCGGGAUGGAUCAGGAAACCGGUACCGCGUCCGCGGGGAGUUUCAUCUCCCUGAACGAGCACGAGCAGAGGUAUUACUCAGGUCUCCACAGCCUGUGCCAGGCUGACACUUCAGGGAAGCUGUCGUCCAGCAAAGUGGCGGAGCUGUUCAAGGCGUCUCAGCUACCUCCCGAAUCCCUGCAUAAAGUGACCGAGCUGUGCGGAGCCAAGCGUCUGGGUUAUUUCGGUACCCCUCAGUUCUACGCGGCCCUGAAGCUGCUGGCGGCCGCCCAGUCCGGUCUGCCCGUCCGCCUGGAGAGCCUGACGGCCAAUCUACCUCUGCCCAGAUUUAUUGGGCUGAAGAAUGACCCGGAGAUGCGAUACUUCACCAUCCCUCCAGGCCUGGACGCUCAGGCCUCCCAGAGCGGGACAGUGCCCGGCCCCGGCCCCGGCUCCGCCUCCUGGACUCCUCGGGGGGAAAGGAGCAGCUUCAGACGCCAGGACUCCAACGUAGAGAGAAAGGAACCGUGGUCGCCGCCGCGUUCGCCGAACGCUUCACCGCCGCGCUCCCCGGGGCCCUACCACAGCUACGCAUACGCCACGCAGAGGAACGGAACCGACCCGCACACGACGUAUGAAAGCAAGCACCCGUCACACCCGGGGCUUCAGCUGGAGCAGCACUCCUCCCCCAGUAACUACGGCACCAAACCCACUGCGGAGCUUCCGGCUGUGGCCCGGGCUUCUUCGGCAGAGAGGCUGGAUCAGCAGAGUGUGGUGGAGUAUUCCGAUGACGACCCCUGGAGGAUCACGGAGGAACAGCUGGAGUAUUACACCAAUCAGUUCAAAAGCCUGCAGCCUGACCUGGACGCUCUCAUCCUCGGGACUGUGGCAAAAAACUUUUUCACCAAAUCAAAGCUGCCAAUACCAGAGCUUUCACACAUCUGGGAGCUGAGUGACGUGGACAGAGAUGGAGCUCUCACCUUCUCUGAGUUCUGCACAGCCUUCCACCUGAUUGUGGCACGUAAGAACGGGUACCCUCUCCCAGAGAGCCUUCCUCCGGCCCUGUGGCCCGGGCUCAUGCAGCAGGAGGAUGACGUACCGGAUACUCCUGAAAGUGUGGAGCCUCUCAUUGUCUUCGAGGAUGCUGAACCAGGGCCCAGUCAGAUGGAUAAGGGCAUUCUAGAGAGGCUUCAGCCAAGUCUGGCAGCAGCAACAGAUUUAAAAGAGGAAACACAUAAACGAGAUUCCAGUUUACAGAGAGUGACGGCAGCCCAAGAGAAGCCGUCCUUGCCGCUUCCAGAGAGGCCAGAGCCGCCUCAGGAGCUGGACCCACAGAUGAGAGCCAGGAGCAGACCCAGGUCGUACUCCAGCACCUCCUUCGAGGACGCGGUAAAGAAGGCGGAGGAGCCCCCCACCCCUCCUCCCCGACCACAGAAGACCCACUCCAGGGCCUCCUCGCUGGACCUCAACAAGCUCUUCCAGCAGGGCGCUCCAGGCGUGAGAGGCGGUUGGCUGCCUCCCCCUCCAGCCCUCCCCCCGAGACCCUCCACCUCCCAGGUUUCUCAUUUCGUCAACGCCACAGACGCGACCCCUCAGAAGAAAGUGCAGCAGCCGAACUUUGCCGAUUUCAGUCUCUUCAGAGAGGAGGAGGAGACCAAUGUUAAAGCAGAGGAGCCGGCGCCACGCUCUAGGACCGGUCCACGUCACGAGGACGCGACGGUGGCUGCAAAACAGGACGUCAUCGGCGUUUCCCACAGUCAGGCGCCGCAGAAGCCAGUUCGCAGGAAAUACCAUCCAGAGAGCCAGACCCCGAAGACCCUACCUGCACCUGCCAAACCUGCACAGAGGCUGCUGUCCGGGCAGAAGCGAGAGAUCCAGAUGGCCAUCCGUAAAAACAGGGAGACCAACGCGGUGCUGACACGCCUCAACAGUGAGCUCCAGCAGCAGCUGAAGGUGGUGCAUCAGGAGCGGGUCACCCUGGAGUCCCAGCUGGAGCUGCUGCGGCCGCUGGAUUUAUUCCCCAGCAACAUGCCGUUUGCCAAACGAGCCGUGGAACCCCAGUUACUGUGCAGGUAUCGAACCCCGAACGAGGAGCGGUGGCUCUUCGAGGACCUGCUCUCCAUCAGCAAUGUGGCUCUGUCCCGGACCCUGCGGCAGCUGUCGGACCUGGCCAGACACGCCUGCUCCCUGUUCCAGGAGCUGGAGGACGACCUCGCGUCCACCAGCCUGCGGGUCGGGGGGCUGCAGCGUCGGCUCGGCCGCCUGCAGCAGACGUGCUCCGAGCUGGACCCCAAGCAGGAGGCAGUGCCGGUGUCAAACCUGGAUGUGGAGAGUAAGCUGACGUCACAUUACCAGUCUCCCUGGCAGCAGCAGAGGAAUGUCCUCCACCCCUGCACGCGGCCAGCAUGCGUAGAAGAGCUGCACAGGCGAGCCAACCACAGCCUGUGGCCCCCGCAACGAGAUCCCCAGAGGAGACGAUCGGGCAGCGGCGAGAGAAGGGUCACCAUCUCGACCGGCACCGCACCCCCAGUGUCCGCGUACCCGUCCCCUCAGCUCCUCCACACGCAGGAGAGGGCCACGAAUGUGACCACGCAGCCAGAGGGACAGUGUAGAGAUGCAACAACGCACUUAGUACAAAUACAGGUAAAAAGGGAAGAGGCCUGUGUGUUUACCACCUCAUGGUUAUUGUUUCCUCAUCCUUUUAUGGCUUUUAUGUUUUAUGCUUCUGUUGUCUUUUGUUAUGUUUUCGCCCUUGUCAAUCAGUUUGAGUCCCACCGCUCCUCCUCCCCCACCGAAUGCUGCCACUUCUCCCCCUGGAGCCGAAAGGCUGCGCCCUCUGACCCCGACACUGACGGGGUUUCUCUAGGUCACCGCUCUAGGUUUCCCAUCCCUAACAUCCCCUCCACCCUGGACAAGCAGACUAACUGGUCUAAAGCUCUGCCGCUGCCCACUCCAGAGGAGAGAAUGAAAAGCAGCUCCCAAGUCAUCACCUCAUGUGUCAUCCCUAUUAAUGUGACUGGGCUCGGCUUUGACAGAGAUGCUAGUGUGCGCUGCUCGCUCGUUCACUCUCAGUCCGUGCUUCAGAGGAGGAGGAAGCUCAGGAGACGGAGGACCGUCGCCGGCAUUCCCAGACAGGUGCAGCUCGAUCUGGACUCUGACGACUCUCCCAGCUCCCGAGAGCGGACGGUGAUAGUUCACGCUAGUCCCGACAUCACGCCAUCCAACGAGGAGCUGGCCGGCCAUCUCAGCACCAGAGACUCAGGUUGCCAAACUGAAGACUUUCUGACCUCAGGAGCUCCGUCUCGGAGAAGGAUCAGGGCCCAGAGAGGCCAGGGGCUCUCGCUCUCCCUCUCCUACUCUGCGGGCAACAUCUCCUCGCUGCCAGACAGCGCCGACGGCAUGUUCACGGCCUCCGUGGGGGCGCGCCUUCGCUCUCGCAGCCUCCCCCGAGACAGCAGCCGGAUGAUGGACAACGGGCGCGACGACAGCGACGACGAGGAGGAGCUCUCCCCCUUUGACGCCGAGGACUUCCUGCGUGGUCCCGGGAAGGACGAAGAGGAGAGCACAGACGACCAGGCCAUGUCUGAACAUCAGCUGGGCCUGAAGUACAAGCAGCUGUCAGAGUGCCCGGAGCACAGCUGGAUGGAGAGAGCCCGGGCACAGCUGCCCAGGAAGGCUGACAUGGGCAGCUGUGAGAUCUCCUCGAGCUCGGACACGUUCAGCAGCCCUGUGCACUCUGUCUCAGCUGCAGGCGUGCUGGGAGGCCAGUUGGACCAUAAGGAGGACCACCAGUCCUCCAGUGGGAACUGGAGCGGGAGCAACUCCACCUGCCCCUCACAGACAUCGGAAACGAUCCCCCCUGCAGCUUCUCCACAGCUGACGGGCUCCUCGCACUGUGACUCUGAGCUCUCCCUGAACACUGCCACCCACACCAACGACGAGCAGACCGGCUUCACGCUGGACCACUACCAGGGCCUCAGAACCCAGCGGGCCGGCUCCUUCUCCUCCACAGCUAUGGACAUAUUGGAGGAGGCGGGGGUCAGCACCCCCACCGAGGGGGAGUGGAGUUACACCCACCCGCAUCCGUCGCGGUCGCAGGACUUAAGCCCGGAACCGAGCAGAGAGGUUGAGAGCAGCCUCGGCUGCCCCAGCUUCACCAGCAUGGCCACGUGCGAGAGCAGCUACUCUGACAAGCCGCUGUCGGAGAAGGCAGACACCGUCUCCCACUACUCUGUAGACACUGAAGGAUACUACACCUCCAUGCACUUUGACUGCGGCCUGAAAGGCAGCAAGAGCUUCACUUACAACUAUGCAGCCUCCACUUCUGACUGUGGACUGUCCGACAUGGGACACAUGACCCUCAGCAGACGCUGCCUGUCUUUGAGGAAGCCAAAGGUGAAGCCGUGUCCGCCCAAGAGGAGCUCAUCCCUCAGGAAAAUAUGCAGUGAUGGAAAUAUUCCUGACAAGAAGGAACCAAAGAUUACAUGCGGGCAGCAGCUUCCCCUGUCGACCCAGGAGAGGAGGCUGCAGCUGGCUUUGUCCGGCUCUCCACAUCACAGAGGCAACGGGGCACACGUCAGAGAACCACCAAUGGUCUGGGGAGCUGAGAGUUCAUCUGAUCUAACAGACCUGGGCGUGUUAAGCUCCACUGAUGCACACUCAUUUAAGGAUGAGGGGGUUGUACAGUCAGACUAUGCAGAUCUGUGGCUCCUCAACGAUUUAAAAUCCAGCGAUCCCUAUCGGUCCCUGUCCAACUCCAGUACGGCGACGGGCACCACUGUCAUUGAAUGCAUCAAGUCACAGGAAAGCUCUGAGUCACAGACGUCCCAGUCCGGCUCCAGGGCAACCACCCCAUCGCUUCCCUCGGUGGAGGGAGACUUCAAGCUAACGUCUCCGGAGAAGCUGGCAGCACUCGCCAGUCCAUCCAGUGGCUACUCCAGCCAGUCAGAGACCCCCACCUCAUCCUUCCCCUCCGCCUUCUUCCCCGGACCGCUGUCACCGUCCAGCGGCAAGAGGAAGCCCAAGGUCCCAGAGAGGAAGUCCUCUCUGUCGUCGCUUUCCUUCAAGGAUGGAGCCGCGGCCAAAAAGGACCUGGAGCUGCCCGUCACCCCCCCCUCCCACCUGGAUUUGAAUGGCCUCGCUAGCGUCUGCAGCAAGGCCUCAGCUUAUAGGACUCAGACCGACAUCCUUCAGCAAACCCAGCAACGGGCUGCAGCGUCAGCCAAGCCUGCAGCAGCCACUAACGCACAGGUGUUUAAUGUUCAAUCCAUGUCCAUCACGCCCACAGUGCUGCAUUCAGUGCAGCUCAGACCCAUCAGUAAGGAACAUGAAAGAAGCUAUGAGGACAAAACAGCUUCCGGCCCCAAAUGCCCCACUGUGAAUUUAACAAGCACACUUUUAAGUAGCAAAUCGUUAGAGCUGAAGCGUCCACUGCUGAACCACUCGCACCACCGGCACGUACCCUGCACCCCCGCGUUCACUUUGAACAAAGUGCUUCCAGGUGGAAAAGCAGCAUGCGAGAGUGAGGACAAGCGGGAGGCCGAGGCCCCAUCGGAGAGCCCGACAGCAUGCGGGCUGCAGCCAGAGCCUCCAGUGGACGGCGCCGACCCGGCCACCGAUGAAGAAACGUCCGUCUGCUCCGAGGACGGCAGCCUGCAGUCAGAGUCCCCACGCGAGGCGGGCACCGAGCGAGCCCAAGAGGAGCCAGCCCAGCAAGGAGGCCUGCACCGGGCCCCCAACGGACCCACCGGGCCCGAACAGGUGCCAGCCACCGAAGGUCGGUGGCUGGGAGUGGGUCCGGUCGUCGAGGAGGGCAUCAGCACGGAGGAGGACGAGACGUCAGGUGUUUCAGCCACAAGUGCCUCUGUGGACGGAAAAGAAGCAUCCACGCCAGAGACCCAGGAUCACUGCAGUAAAGACUCGACAUCCAGCGAGACGUCUCCACUGAGCGAUGACUCGAGGCCGGAGGACGACAGCGUGUUCCUGUCGCCCACCAGGACUCGCACCACUGAGGAUCUGUUUGCCAUGAUACACAGGUCUAAAAGGAAGGUGUUGGGUAGGAAGGACUCCAAUGAGCUGAGUGCGAGGAACCGCCUGAGCGCUGCGUCAGCGAACACGCCGCCUGGCAGCACCACAAGCUCCCCGGUCCCAUCAGUGACCCCCCCCUCGCCCUUGACCUCCCCGGGCCCGCAGAGAGUGUCCGGGCCCAUCUACAGGAACGCAAAGAGGUCCAGCACCUCCAACGAGGAGUUCAAGCUGCUGCUGCUGAGAAAAGGCAGCCGCUCAGACUCCAGCUACCGCAUGUCAGCCACAGAGAUCCUCAAGAGCCCCGUCGCCCCGAAAUCACCCGGGGAUCCUCAGUCGGACCUGCAGAGGCAGCCCGACGAGUCCGGCUCGCCUCUGCAGCAGCAGCAGCAGCCUUUCGGACCGGACCAGCUCUCUAGCCCGUACCCCAAAGCCAACACGGAGGGCUUCUCCCCGAAAGCCUUCUCCCUGUCUGGCUCCUCCAGGCAGGGCCGCUCCAGAAUCCCCCCUCCCGCCAACAGCAGCCGCUACAGCAUGCGCAGCAGGCUGUACUCGGCGCCCAUGCAGGCCAUCUCUGAGGGCGAGACGGAGAACUCGGACGGAAGCCCUCACGAUGACCGCUCCUCACAGGGCUCCACGUAGAAAGUGAUUUAGUUUACACAUGAGAAUAAGUGACCAGAAUGAGUCUAAUAUAUAUGAGGUGUAUUGAGGGCAUACAUCUAAAAGCUUCAUUUGAUAGAGAAAACACUACAUUAUAUAGAAAAACAUAAUAACUGUGGCUGUUUAAAAUUCUAUACAAAAUGUAUUUUUUAUAAAAGGUUUUUAUGGACUGGCCAGUAAAGCGGCACCAGACUGACGACUUUCCUUCAUCACUAUGAAUUUAUUCAUAUUUAGUGUUCCGCUAGCCGAUUUGUCCCCCAACUCAUCACCCAAAUUGACACUUUUUUCUCAGUAUCCUUCAAAAACUGUAUGUAUUCUGUGAAUACAUGUGUAAACAGAAACGUCCCCAGCCUCAGCAGAACAUCAGGACCGUCACUGUAGCAGAGAUAAGGAGGAUGGAGCCUCUCUGCGUUUAACGUGAGGGGUUUGUACAGUCGGCAGAUCCUGAAGCAAGUAGCACAUUAUAUGCAACCUCACCUAUUAUCAGCACAUUUCAAAAUUCUGAUGCAAUAAGGUUCAGCUACAUGUAGUUAGAGGCGGGACCGCGUUGGAGCUGAGUACCGACGUGACAAUCUGGACAGACGAGCAGAAAGCAGGUGUUUAACACGGGAGGUGACAAAGCGAUGGAAGUGUUGGAGGUUGUGAAGCUAUGGACAAGUCCAAAGGGCACACGUUUGAAAAGAAACUAAAUAAUGGUCAUUUCUGGUUUGCUGACUUUGAUGUGUUUAUGAAUUGUUGAAAGAGGCAAGUGGAAGGUGUUCAGGAGAAUCAAAUAUGCCUUAUUUUACUCAGUGAGAGUCAGUAAGUGACACAACAGCAAGUGUUGAGUGUGUUUGUGAGGUUUUUCCACUUUGAUGGAGGAGGUCGGGUUCAUUUUGAAGUCGGGUUAUUGUCUGUGAUCAACGUGGCAUUUGCUGCUGUUUCGUAUCAAAUGCUGCUCCCCAUCAAAAUAUGUAAGGUUCAUAUUUUCUGUGUCAGAACAAUCGAAAUCUAUUUAACUUUUAGCUGGCGCAGAGAAUCUCUGUACACUCCCUGACCUGCCUCAGUUGACCUAAGGAAAGUAGGCAAUGAUUAGUAUUUUUAAGCUUUUAUCAGACAUAUAUAUUUAUGAGAAUCUUGUUGCCAAGACAAAUAGAAAAGUGAUGUGCGUUCAAACUUAAAUAAAAGAUGGCACAGUCAUAAGCUAAGAGAGGUGAUGGCGGAGCUGGUUUUUGUCCCAAAUAGUUGCAAUAAUUUUAUAAGUAAAUGUUUUUAACUGCAGUAACUCCUCCAUGUAGCCAUAUUAGCCUAUAGAAGACGUUCUCACCACUGGUGUAAACACAGUAAACAGCAGCUUCAUUCUGGCCUUAAUGAUACCACAGCAUGUAACAGGGUACCCAGUCAGUUCUAUCUGUGAACCAUCAUUCCACCCUUUGAAUUUUUUGCACUGAGAACAUGAUGUUUGUCUAGUUUCUGUACCUGGAGAUAUUUAUAAACCUGUACGUGGAGCUGUUUCCUUGAAUAAUACUGACACUCUGAGUGAACCGGGUGCUUCAUUGAACUGCUUCUCUUCUCACGUACUUGACUGAAACACAAACCAAGAGCCGCAGCAUGAGUUACGGUACUGAGCGCAUUAGGGUUUGCCUCCACAUCCACAUACUGUACUUAGUGUUUUUUGUACAAAUGUGUCCAUUUUGUGACUCGGUCGCAAAGGCUGUCAAACUGUUUCCUAUGUAAAAUUGUUUCAGAGUUUACAUUAAUUUUGAACCUUUGUAUAUUUUUGAGCUGUGGAACACUUGGUCUUGUAUUUAUUUUUAGUAAGCAUUGUGAAAAGCCCAUAGUUAAAUCCUAUCAAGGCCAACUGCUAGCGCGCCAGGCUGCUUAGCAAAUGUGUAUAAACAGACAAAUAAAUGUGACUGCUUUCAAAGUGA